GUGAGCUCAUCGCAAUAACAGUGUAUGUUUGACAGUUUAUCUACAGCUGUCACAGUAAAUUUUCAAUGCAAACACAAUUUUGUUCGAAGAAAAUUACGCAUUUCAAUGCCACUCAUCUAUAUGAAUGAAUGUGUUGCCUCAAAAGUUGUCUGUUUUUCUAAGCAAAUACAAUUGUGAACAAUGAAUAAAAUCAUAGAAAAUUUCCGUGUCGAGGAAUGGUCAUACAAUUCAAAAAUUUAAUAGUAAGAUAAGUGAAACGUGCAAACGUCAGCAAAACAUUGAUUAUUCGCUGUGUUGGAUUUGUUGUUUACAUUCUAUCGAUCAGUGGCAUGAAGAAGUGCACAACACAAACUAAUCUCAUGGAAAGCAGUUCUAUGCAUCAAUUUGUACGAUAAUAGAAUUAAGUCAAUGUCACAAAUCUAAUUAGUUGUUUUUGCAUAGUCGUUAAUUGUGGAGUGCUAUUUGUGUUUUUUUACGCAACAAAGAGAAAGUUUUCUUUCUUUUGUUUGGAUAUAAUGCAUUGAAUGAAUAAAUCCAAGCGAAACAGAUAAAUCGCAUAUGAAAAGAUGAGUGGUCGACUGUUUGGCGACAGCAAAAAUUGUACCAUGCUACUUAAAAACUUGAUGGACAGUGUAAAAGAAGUGCAAAAUGUAUAUGGGAAAAAUAAAACUCUUUUGGCCACCGAAAAAGAUACAAGAGUUCAACGAAUGUGUACAAAUUGGGAAUCAGCAUUAUCGCAUGGACUUAAAACCACAUCAGUAUUCAAAAAUAUUGUGUCGGGCAAUCUAACCACAGAACUGCCAACCAUAUCAUUUUGGGAAUUUGCCUUCAACCAUUUGACAAAUCAUGAGAAAGAACGAUUUUCAACGCUACGAUAUGUUUGCACAGAUCAUGGGAAGGUGCGUGCACUGAUACGCGCUGCGCUGAAUGAACGUGCAUUGGAACGAUACAUUUCAACAUGGUUGAGUGAUACGGCCGGAUUGAAUACGUAUUUUGAAAGCUGGGCGUUAAUUCGUGAUAACGAAGCGAGCAAUCUUUUGCCAUCGAUUGCCGCCGGCCUUGGAUCGAUUCUUUUUGCUGUGGCAGUUGAUAGUCCGGAUUUGAAUAUAGCAACACUGGCCGAGUCGGUAUCACCCCGGCAGACGAAUGAAAUCAUCAUUGCGGUACCAACGGUGAGCAGCACUACAAGUGAACGAAAAUCGGCAGCGUCGAAAAAAGCUGCAGUCAUAUCAUUUGAGGAGGAUGAAAGUGCUUCAUUGCUAAAUAAUAAUUUGUUAAAAUCUUCAACGCCGCCGACGGCGGUUUCUCUGGCUGAUGCCUGUCUCAAAUAUCAAGAAAAACAAAAAUUGGCCGAAGAAAAAUCGAAGUCAUUCACCACCGAUUCUACUUAUGAGCGUUUGCACGCUGAACCAAUUAAUAUAAGUGCAGUGUAUCCAAAUGAAACGGAUUACAUUGAGCCCGAAUUUCCAACGUCAAUCAAAAUUGUCAAUCCAUUGACUCAAACAUAUCCAUUGUUAUCUAACUCAUAUGAUAAGGAAACCGAUUCGAAUAUGUCGAAAGCAACCGACAGCAGUAGCUUCACAUCAAACACAACGACACACUCUUCAAACUCACCUCCCGAACAGGUCGCUUCCCAGCCAUCACACUCCACUUCGAUGAGCAGCUCCAUCAGUUCGGAUCACAAUACGCACAGUUCAGUCAACACAACACCAUCGCUCGAAAAUGAACGUGAACAUGAAGAGGAGAAUGAGAACGAGAACCGGAUCGAACAUGAGAAUGGGAAUAAUAACGAAAAUGAGUACAUUUCACGCAUUCAAGAACUAAAAACCGUUCAACAAGAACAUAUGUCUCGCAUUCAAGAACUUGAAGAACGCUGCGUUCUAUUGCAAGAUCGAGUACACUCAUUAACACUUGAAAACGCCCGCUUGCGGUCCGUUCAUCAUAAUCUUGUGAUGAGUCGUUCAAGUUCUAGGCAUUUUUUGGUGAGCAUACCGCGUGUUUUGCUGCAACGACGAGAGGAUUCGAAUAGGAAAUAUUUUGCUUACGAAAUUCAAAUUACACCAGUAUCGGGUACAUCGGGCGUUGAAAAUGAGAAAUGGUCGUUGCUGAGAAGGUACAGCGAAUUUCAUCGAUUGGAUAAAUACUUACAAAUGAGCAAUCCUAUGAUAAAAACCUUGGAUUUUCCGCCGAAGAAGAGUUUUGGGAAUAUGAACGCGGAAUUCGUGGAAAUGCGCCGGCAGCGUCUUCAAGUCUACUUAUUGGGUGUGUUAUCGUUGAUGCCAGAAAUAGCAAGGUGCACGACCAGGUCACAAUUGGAAUGUGCGUUUCCAUUUUUUAAGCAGAGCCAUCGAUUGUAAAGAUCAUUUACAACUAAAAUCGAGAUCCAAUGUGCUUGAAUGUAUGAAUCUCCAUUUCGAUAAAGGAUCAAAAAUCAUUCAUUUUUGGUUUUUCACUAAAUCAUUCAAAUGAAAAGAGAUUGUUUUGUAGCGGUCAUUUUUAUAUUUGUUAGAUCAGAUAUCUGUUAAGGGCUGAACCAUGUUCACUAUUCACAAUCAAUUUAUUUCUAAAAGAGACUUAUUCAACAAAUAAAAACAUUCACAAAUUUGUAGAGAAA
Molecule: messenger RNA, 2614 nt
Organism: Sitodiplosis mosellana (orange wheat blossom midge)
Lineage: Eukaryota; Metazoa; Arthropoda; Insecta; Diptera; Cecidomyiidae
Product: sorting nexin-29
Exons: 6
Coding region: 567-2357 (596 amino acids)
Molecular function (GO): phosphatidylinositol binding
Source: RefSeq, a predicted model, not a curated record